This is a messenger RNA of Acanthamoeba castellanii str. Neff, 2049 nucleotides long. RefSeq names its product DEAD/DEAH box helicase domain containing protein. The transcript is spliced from 6 exons. The coding region runs from base 1 to 2049 and encodes 682 amino acids. NCBI's taxonomy places the organism in Eukaryota, Discosea, Longamoebia, Acanthamoebidae. The record is from RefSeq and is a predicted model, not a curated record. Gene Ontology annotation, molecular function: RNA helicase activity; nucleic acid binding; ATP binding.
AUGAAGCGCGGGCCGCAGUCAGGGUUCUCGGGGUUCUCUGGCUUCGCCAUGGGCGACAAGAAGCGGGGCCGCUUUGAGGACACGGAGGAACGCAAACGCCCCCCGCCUGCAGCACUCCUCGGAUUUGAUGAUGAGGAGGCAGCCAGCGAUCGGCACCAUGAUGCCAAAGAGGAGCCAAACGAAGAAAAGCAAAACGUGGAGGCAGCGGAUGCCGAGGACGAGGUCGACCCCUUGGACGCAUUCAUGGAGGGAAUUCACGACACCGUCAAGAAGGAGAAGGCCGGCAUAAUCAAGCCUGCCCAGACCAAGGCGCUGGUGGCAGAAUUCGAGGAGGAGGACCCACUGGAGAGCUUCAUGAAGCACAUGAAAGAGAAGGAGAAGGAGGAGCGCGAGGGCAACGGCGAUGACGUAGAUGACGACGAUCUAGAUUACGACUCUGAUGAUAACCCGCUGGUGGAGCGCAAGAAGGAGAUCGAGGCGCUGGCACCGCUGGACCACUCGCAGAUCCACUACGAGAGCUUCAAGCGCGACUUCUACGUGGAGCCCGAGGAGGUGACCCGGAUGACCGAGGCCGAGGUGCACGACUACCGCCAGAUGUACGACAUUCGCGUGGAGGGCGCGCCGCAGCGCAUUCCGCGGCCGGCCAAGGCCUUCGAGCACUUCCGGCUGCCCGACAAGCUGCAGCGCGAGAUCGAGCGCCAGGGCUUCGGCGCGCCGACGCCGGUGCAGAAGCAGGCCGUGCCGUGCGUCAUGCGCGGGCUCGACGUCGUGGCGCAGGCGCGCACCGGCUCGGGCAAGACGCUGGCCUACGUGCUGCCCAUGCUCGUGCACCUGCUCGACCAGCCGGCGCUGGCGCCCGGCGACGGACCCAUCGCCAUCAUCCUCGCGCCGACGCGCGAGCUCGCCGCGCAGAUCCACCGCGAGACGCGCAAGUUCGCCAAGCGCGUCAACGUGCGCGUGGGCGCGGUCUACGGCGGCAAGAACACGUACGACCAGGCCAAGGAGCUCAAGGCCGGCGUCGAGGUGGUGGUCGCCACGCCCGGCCGGUUGAUCCACAUGGUGCGCAAGGGCACUCUGAGCAUGCGCCGGGUGACCUACAUGGUGCGCUCCAUCGCCGGCCAGACCCGGCCCGACCGCCAGACCAUGCUCUUCUCGGCCACCUUCAAGCGCGGCGUCGAACAGCUGGUCAGCGACCUCCUCACCCACCCGGUGCGCAUCAACAUCGGCACCGCGGGCGAGGCCCACCCCGACGUCCAGCAGGUGGUUCACAUCAUGCAGUCUGACACCGACAAAUGGCCGUGGCUCAUGGAGCACCUCUCGGUCUUCGCCAUGACCGGCCAGGUGCUCAUCUUCGUCGCCACCAAGCACGGCUGCGAGCUGCUCUCGCGCAGCCUCGAGGAGGCCGGCUUCGCCUGCGGCGGCCUGCACGGCGACAAGGCCCAGGCCGAGCGCACGUCGGUCGUCAACGGCUUCCGCGCGGGCCGCGUCGGCAUCUUAGUGGCCACUGACGUGGCCGCACGCGGUCUCGACAUCCCCACCGUGCGCACGGUGGUCAACUACGACGUGGCGCGCGACAUCCACUCGCACAUUCACCGCGUGGGCCGUACGGGCCGCGCGGGCCAGUCGGGCGUCGCCUACACGCUCAUCACCCGCAACCAGUCGGUCUUUGCCGCCCACCUCACCAGCUCCCUACAGGCCGCCAAGCAGAACGUGCCACCCGAGCUGCUCCAAUUGGCUUCGACAGUAAAAUGGUUCCGUCGCACCGGAGGUGUGGGCGGCGGAGCGCCGCACUCGCACGACCGAAACAGAAGAGACGGCGGAGGCGAGGGCGCCCCUCGCCGCACCUCCGGCAUCGGAUUCGGCGGCAGCGGCGGCGGUGGCCGAGGAGGAGGCCCGGGCAGCGCCCGCGGUAGGGGCGGCCACCGCGGUGGAUCGGACAGAGGGAGAGGAGGUGGACAGGGCAGCGGCAGCAAGCCAGGGUACCAGCACGGCAUGUUCCAGGCCUUCCGCCCAUCUUCCGACUCAGGCUGGCGAUCGACCCAGCAGUAG